GAAGCGGCUGACGCUGGGCGCGCUCCCGUGGCUGGCUGGCAAGAUGGCGGCGCUCAUCUCUCUCACACAGCUCUCCAGUGGCAAUCCAGUAUAUGAAUCAUAUUACAAGCAGGUGGAUCCAUCUCAUACCGGGAGAGUAGGACCAGCAGAAGCUGCUCUUUUCCUUAAAAAGUCUGCUCUUUCAGACAAUAUCCUUGGGAAGAUUUGGGAUUUAGCCGACCCAGAGGGGAAAGGCUAUUUGGAUAAACAGGGGUUUUAUGUAGCACUGAGGCUUGUGGCAUGUGCACAGAGUGGACAUGAAGUCAACUUAGCCAGUCUAAAUGUUCCGGUACCGCCUCCCAAGUUUCAUGACACCAGCAGCCCACAGCUAAUUACGCCACCCCCUGUUGAGGCACAUUGGUCAGUUCGGAUAGAAGAGAAAGCAAAGUUUGAUGGUAUUUUUGACAGCUUGGUGCCUGUGAAUGGCUUGCUCUCAGGAGACAAGGUCAAACCGGUACUUAUAAACUCCAAACUACCUCUGGAUAUCCUGGGGAGGGUGUGGGAUCUAAGUGACAUAGACAAAGAUGGUCAUUUGGACAGGGAUGAAUUUGCAGUGGCCAUGCAUCUUGUAUAUAGAGCUCUGGAAAAAGAGCCUGUGCCAUCUGUAUUGCCUCAAUCUCUUAUUCCGCCAAGCAAGAGGAAGAAAACGUUCGCUGGGGCCGUACCUGUUCUCCCUGCCAGUCCUCCACCGAAGGACAGUCUACGUUCUACCCCAUCCCAUGGUAGCAUGAGCAGUUUAAACAGUGCUGGUAGUUUGUCCCCCAAACACUCUUCUAAACCAACUCAGCCAACAGCAAAUUGGGUGGUUCCUCUAACGGAAAAGAUGCGUUACGAUGACAUCUUCUUACAGACAGACUUGGAUAUGGAUGGAUAUGUGAGUGGACUGGAAGUAAAAGACAUCUUUAUGCAGUCUGGCCUACAUCAGAAUCUCUUAGCGCACAUAUGGUCUCUGGCUGACACCAGGCAAAUGGGAAAACUGAGCAAGGACCAGUUCGCUCUGGCAAUGUAUCUCAUUCAGCAGAAAGUCAGUAAAGGGAUUGACCCACCACAAGUCUUGUCCCCUGACAUGAUACCCCCAGCAGAAAGGAAUACUCCAGUACAGACCCUCUCGGGUUACAUGACCCCAGUAGGAAAUGAAAUGGCCAGCUUAACAGAAAUGCGCCGUGAUAGUUCCAGCUCGGUUGGAUCUGGGGAAUUUACAGGAGUGAGAGAACUGGAUGAAAUAAGCCAAGAAAUUGCCCAGUUACAGAGGGAAAAAUAUGCACUUGAACAAGACAUCAGAGACAAAGAAGAGGCCAUAAGACAAAAAACAACAGAAGUACAGGAGCUGCAAAAUGAUCUAGACAGGGAGACUUCCACAUUACAGGAGUUGGAGGCACAGAAGCAGGAUGCCCAAGACCGUCUGGAUGAAAUGGACCAGCAGAAAGCUAAGCUAAAAGAUAUGCUAAAUGAUGUACGGCAGAAAUGUCAGGAGGAGGGACAAAUGAUUUCUUCCUUGAAAAUACAGAUUCAGUCUCAGGAGUCAGAUGUUCAAGCACAGGAGGAGGAGUUGAGCAGAGCCAAAUCAGAGUUGCACAGGCUGCAGCAAGAGGAGACUCAGCUGGAACAGAGUAUUCAGGCUGGCAGAGUUCAGCUGGAGACAAUUAUAAAGUCACUCAAAUCCACCCAGGAGGAGAUCAAUCAGGCCCGAAGCAAACUGUCACAACUGCGAGAGAGCCAGGAGGAAAUGAACAAAAGUAUAGAGCAAUACAAUGACACCCUAAAUGGAGACCAUAGGAACAGCCUUAAUAACUUUUCAGAGGUUGAGUCUUUUCCUAGCAGAGAGAAGUUGGAUCUUUCAGCUCCAAAGGCUGAUCCCUUCAAGAACAAAGCACUUCUGUUCAGCAACAAUGGUCCAGAACCCUACUCUGACCCAUUUCAGGCCGAAGACCCCUUUACGUCGGAUCCAUUCAAAGGAGCAGAUCCAUUUAAAAGCAAUCCUUUUGGUGAUGACCCAUUUAAAGAGAGCGAUCCCUUCCAUGCUCCUACAUCAAUUGACCCAUUUCAAAAGCCAGCAAAGACUGACCCCUUCUCUGCUGAUCCCUUCACUAAGAAUAGCAUACACUCAAUGACAUUACCUCUAAAGUCUGAUCCUUUUGAGAGCAGUGAUCCUUUCUCCUCUUCCACAUUACCUAAGAAAGAGCCAGAUCCGUUUGGAACUCUAGACCCUUUUGGGAGCAGCACAUUCAGCAGCAAUGAAAGCUUUGCAGAUUUUAGUCACAUGUCAAAGCACCAAACACCAGACCCCUUUUCUGCCACAUUUCCAGGCACUGGAUUCUCAGAGGACCCCUUUAAAAGCAAGCAUGAGACCCCUGCACUACCACCCAAAAGAAGUGUCCCGCCACGGCCAAAACCUCCAAGUGGUAAGAGCACACCAGUGAGUCAACUUGGGACAGCACAUUUCCCGAAGAGCCAUGACCCCUUCCAGCCAUUUGGAACAGAACAAGGAGACCCUUUCCAGAGCCGGAAGGCCUUUGUUGACCCCUUCAGUGGCAAAGACCCAUUCGCCUCCUCACAGCCAGGAAAACACUCUAAGGGAACAUCUGCCGGGUUUGCAAACUUUGGCUCUUUUGGGAACGAGGAGCAGCAGCUAGCCUGGGCCAAACGAGAGAGCCAGCGGGCUGAGAAGGAGAGACUAGAUCGCCUAAAACGACAGGAGCAAGAAGACUUGGAGCUAGCAAUUGCCCUCAGCAAAGCAGAAAUGCCAAGCUCAUGAGAAUCAAAGCCUCCAGUUCACUGGACCCCAAACGCCAACUGCAUUGCAAAUUACUCCCUCAAAGGGGAAUAGGAACACCAAUAUGACUUCAACUAAAAAUAGCCAUCUUUUUUGUCUGAACUUUUAGCCAAUAACUGGGGAGCUGUGACAGCAAUAUUAUUCUUUAGUACCCCAUAGGAAUUCUCCACUUAUCAUCUCAUGUUUAAAUUUUAUUUAAUCUGGGGGGUAUUUGUCUUAUUUUUACUUCCUCAUACUACAAAUCCCUCAUCACAAACAUGCGCAAGGUAUGUAUUCAGGGUCAAGCAGCUUAAAUCUAAUGUCAACUAGUGCAUUUGUGUUGCAUAUUUUAUUUUUUUAACUCUUUUUUGCAGAUUAUAUUAAAUUUUCAUAAUUGGAGCUGGUUUUUAGAUUGCUAACCAUUUUUUUUCUUAUCCCUAACCUUUCAUAGAAAAAGGCAGCUAUUGAAGACGUAUCCCCAGUU
Messenger RNA from Pelobates fuscus (common spadefoot toad), 3275 nucleotides. RefSeq names its product epidermal growth factor receptor pathway substrate 15 like 1 (gene EPS15L1). The record is from RefSeq and is a predicted model, not a curated record. Gene Ontology annotation, molecular function: calcium ion binding; protein binding. Lineage: Eukaryota; Metazoa; Chordata; Amphibia; Anura; Pelobatidae. The transcript has 24 exons. Bases 44 to 2794 code for a protein of 916 amino acids. Gene Ontology annotation, cellular component: plasma membrane; cytoplasm. Gene Ontology annotation, biological process: endocytosis; endosomal transport.